Molecule: messenger RNA, 636 nt
Organism: Eufriesea mexicana
Lineage: Eukaryota; Metazoa; Arthropoda; Insecta; Hymenoptera; Apidae
Product: glutathione S-transferase 1-1
Exons: 6
Coding region: 1-636 (211 amino acids)
Biological process (GO): glutathione metabolic process
Molecular function (GO): glutathione transferase activity
Source: RefSeq, a predicted model, not a curated record
AUGUCCCAGUUGACGAAUCAUGUCUGUGUGGUUCUAUUGACUGCAGAAGCUAUUGGUAUCUCCUUAAACCUCAAAGAAAUCAAUUUAUUUACUGGGGAACACCUGAAGCCGGAAUAUGAACAGCUAAAUCCGCAAAAAGCAAUUCCAUUUCUCGUAGAUGACGAAUACAAGUUAUCAGAGAGUCGAGCCAUUAUGUCGUAUUUAGCCGAUCAAUAUGGUAAAAACGCUCGACUGAAUCCACAAACAGUGAUUGGUCGAGCCUUGGUCAACCAUCGAUUACAUUUUGAUAUUGGUACUCUCUACAGAGGCAUGAAAGAUUACUAUUAUCCAGUCGUAUUCGGGAAAGAAAAAGAGUACAAUCCAGACCGUUACAAACCACUGGAAGGUGCUUUUGAUGUUCUCGAUAAAUUUCUGGAUGGACAAGAUUAUGUAGCUGGACGCAAUUUGACCAUCGCUGACCUAGCUUUGGUCGCUACCGUAUCAACGUCGGAGGUUUUUGGGUUCGAUGUGGAGAAAUACGCUAAUGUCGCUAAGUGGUUGGACAGAAUAAAAUCAUCGGCACCAGGUUAUCGCAAGGCCAAUGUCGAGGGUCUAGAAAUACUGAAGAAAAUGAUUGAGGAUUCUAAGGAAGAGUAA